AUGCCUCCUCGUACGUCGGCUCGUAGGAAGGCGCAAGCUGUCGUCGAGACCAAGGUCGAAGAGAAGACCACCACCAAGGCGAACGGAUCCAAGAGCGCGACUACUACUGCCGCCAAGACCAAGACCACUGCAGCCCCGAAGGCCGCCCCAAAGCGCAAGGUUGAGUCGGAAGACGAGCACGAGGAGUGUGGCAGCUGUGCUGAGGAAGAGGAGAAGCCCGCAAAGAAGAGGAAGACCGCCGCCAAGGGCAAGGCAAAGAAGGAAGACGACAUGCCUCUCGCGGAAAGAACAGCCGUUUCUUCGUUGAAGAAGGCGAUGUACAUCGGUGCUCAUGUGAGCGCUGCAGGAGGUACGGACAGCCCUCGGCUCUCCUAUGACGAUCCUGUUUUACUGACGGUCUUCUUCGCAGGUGUGGAUAACUCGAUUCAGAAUGCCGUCAACAUCGGCGCCAACGCCUUCGCUCUCUUCCUCAAGUCUCAACGCAAAUGGGAGAGCCCGCCUCUCGCGGCCGACGCCAAGAAGAAGUUCCUCGAGCAGGCAAAGGCAAGCGACUACGACGCCGGCGCCCAUGUCCUCCCACACGGAUCAUACCUCGUCAACCUCGCGCAAGCGGACGCCGCUAAAGCGAAGCAGGCGUAUACCAGUUUCAUAGACGACCUUCAACGCUGCGAGCAGCUGGGGAUCAAGCUUUACAACUUCCACCCGGGCAAUACUGGAGGCGAGGCGAGAGAGGAGGCGUGCGGGCGGAUUGCGGCGCAGUUGAACGCGGCGCAUAAGGCGACGAAGAGUGUUGUCACUGUGCUGGAGAACAUGGCAGGCGCGGGCAAUGUCAUCGGCACCAAGUUUGAGGAUUUGAAGGAGAUUAUCGACAAGGUUGAGGAUAAGAAGAGGGUGGGCGUGUGCAUUGAUACGUGCCAUGCCUUUGCGGCGGGCUAUGAUUUGCGGACGCCUGAGGUGUUUGGGGAGACUAUGAAGGAGUUUGACGAGGUUGUGGGUAACAAGUAUCUCAAGGCCUUCCACCUCAACGACAGCAAGGCACCAUUUGCUUCGCAUCGCGAUCUCCACGCCAACAUCGGCACCGGCUUCCUCGGUCUGCGGGCCUUCCACACACUGGUCAAUAACGAGGCCUUCAAAGACAUGCCAAUGGUCCUCGAGACGCCCAUCGACCGUAAGGACGAGAAUGGCAAGAGUGUCGAGGAUAAGAAGGUGUGGGCUGAUGAGAUCAAGCUGCUGGAGAGCUUGAUUGGCAUGGACGCGGAGAGCGACGAGUUUAAGGAGCUCGAGGAGAAGUUGCAGAAGCAAGGAGCCAGCGAGAGGAGUAAGAUCCAGGAUCAGGUUGACCGCAAGGCUGCUAAGGAUUCUAAGAAGGGAACGAAGGGCACGAAGAAGGCGCCUGCGAAGGGCAGGAAGAAGAAGGUCGAGAGUGAUGAGGACAGCGAGUGA
Messenger RNA from Colletotrichum gloeosporioides, 1443 nucleotides. Its product is annotated as DNA-(apurinic or apyrimidinic site) lyase 1. Gene Ontology annotation, molecular function: zinc ion binding; phosphoric diester hydrolase activity; DNA-(apurinic or apyrimidinic site) endonuclease activity. The record is from RefSeq and is a predicted model, not a curated record. NCBI's taxonomy places the organism in Eukaryota, Fungi, Ascomycota, Sordariomycetes, Glomerellales, Glomerellaceae. The coding region runs from base 1 to 1443 and encodes 480 amino acids. Gene Ontology annotation, cellular component: mitochondrion; nucleus. The transcript is spliced from 2 exons. Gene Ontology annotation, biological process: base-excision repair.